AUGGAGAACCCAGAAAAGAUGACAAGGUCCACCAGCUGCCGUGGAGUCUCUUUCGAGAUCAAUCCCAACAAGACCAAUCCAUUCACCGUACCGGUUCAGCCGGAAGUUGAACGAGAUGGCAGGUGGGUCUGGUUCCCUUGGAACAUUUCGCCUCGCAAUCGCCUUCGAAGUCCUUUCGGGGUUUCACCUUUGUCGUUUAUGUUCCAAAGGUCUACGAGUCGAGCUAGCAGCCAUUACUGCGAUCUUGACGAUGAGGAUGAUGAAGAGGAAAUGAUAGUAGAAGAAGAAGUUAAUGAUAUUGAGAACCUGAAAAAAGAAGAAGAAGACUAUCGACAACAUCUCGCAAAGAAAGAAAGCUAUGUUGCCAAAACAAAGCAACGUAGAGAAUCGAGGCUGUCAGUGAUAUUGCUAGACCAAGGUCUGUUUACAGUCUACAAGCGGCUCUUCGCCGUCUGCCUGUUGCUGAAUUUACUAGGCCUGCUUCUCGCCGCUACCGGACGUUUUCCAUACGCCAGGCGGAAGGCAGCCCUUUUCUCUGUUGGGAACAUACUCGUCCUUACACUUUGCCGGACCGAGGCCUUCCUACGGUUCGUUUUCUGGCUGGCUGUCAAGGCUCUGGGGAGGAGCUGGGUCCCACUCCGACUCAAGACCAUGACCACUUCUUUCCUCCAAUCCCUUGGUGGCAUCCACAGUGGCUGCGGGGUCUCUUCGAUUGCAUGGCUCAUAUACGCGCUCGUCCUGACUAUCAAUGACAGACAAAACACUACAAAUGCAAUCGUAGCCGUUGCCUCCACCAUCCUAUCACUGCUCUGCCUAUCAUCAUUAGCCGCAUUCCCUUUAGUACGCCAUCUCCAUCACAAUAUAUUCGAACGAACCCACCGGAUCGCUGGCUGGACCGCACUCGCCCUCCUUUGGCUCUUCAUCGUCCUCACUAUCUCAUACAACCCCAUUUCGAAAUCCUACCACAAUUUCCAUUGUUCUAUUCUAGUAAAAGAGCUAGAAUUCUGGUUCACGUUAACCAUCACAUUUCUGAUAAUCCUUCCAUGGACUACGGUGAAACGAGUUGCAGUGACAAUCACCACUUCUUCUGGCCACGCGGCUCUGAUAAAGUUCGAGGGAGGAGUGAAAGCUGGCUUACUGGGGAGGAUCAGCCCGUCUCCCUUAUCUGAAUGGCACGCAUUCGGUAUCAUAUCAGAUGGUAAUAAAGACCAUAUGAUGCUUGCUGGUGCAGUUGGAGACUUCACCAAGUCCUUGGUUUCAGACCCACCUAGCCAUCUUUGGGUCCGGUCGGUUCGCUUCGCUGGUCUACCUUAUCUUGUGAACAUGUACCAAAGGGUCGUUUUGGUAGCAACGGGUUCCGGCAUCUGUGUUUUUCUCUCCUUCCUCUUACAACCAUGUGCUGCUGAUGUGUGCCUUGUUUGGGUGGCGAAAGGGAUUGGAGAGAAUUUUGGAAAGGAAAUCAAGGAGAUGAUGAGUGGGUUUUCGAAAGAGAAGGUGAUCAUCCAUGACACGGCUGUCUGGGGCAGGCCGAACGUGGCGGAGAUGAGUAUCGACGCAGCGAAGAGGUGGAGGGCGGAGGUGGUCAUUGUCACCAGCAAUCCAAAAGGGAGUAGGGACGUCGUGAAUGCAUGCAAGGGUGCUGGAAUAGCUGCCUUUGGGCCCAUUUGGGAUUCUUAGGUUGUUGCGGGUGUAUGGAAGCUGGGUUGCUCCUGCAUGCAGUUGUUAUGGCCUGCUUGCGCGGGAGAAACCCUUUUAAAUUUUCGAUCCGUGACUAGCUGUAAUAGGACAUGGCCACGUCAGCAGUUACCUUGUCGUGUUGCUUCUACUUCUUCGGA
Messenger RNA from Magnolia sinica, 1835 nucleotides. Its product is annotated as adenylate-forming reductase 06235-like. Bases 1 to 1677 code for a protein of 558 amino acids. NCBI's taxonomy places the organism in Eukaryota, Viridiplantae, Streptophyta, Magnoliopsida, Magnoliales, Magnoliaceae. The record is from RefSeq and is a predicted model, not a curated record. The transcript has a single exon.